AUGCCGUCGGCAACGCCGUGCGCCCUGAGCAUCGGUGCGGUGUUGCUGGUGAUCUGCCACCUGUGCAUCGGCGAAUUGUCCAAGCACAGGCUCUCCCUGCCCGGCGCGGCGCUGGACAUCAGGGAAGAGGCGCUCCGGUUAAAGGGCCCCAACAGGGCACCCGAACUCCUGGUCCUCGCGCCGGACGACGAUACCUUUCCGUACUCGCUGCACAAGGUGGUCCCAGCCGUGCUCGUCGCCGUGGACACGCUCCGGCAGACUGGCAAUAUGACGUUCGUGGUCAACUACAACAACACCAACUGCUCGUCGUCGCACGGGCCCCUCGUGGCCUUUGACCACUACAUCGCGGGCAAAGUGGAUGCCUUUUUCGGGCCGGCUUGUUCGUAUGUGCUGGCACCCGUGGCACGGUACAGCUCCGAGUGGGACCUGCCGGUGGUGACGUCGUCUGGCCAAAACGACAACUUCGACGUAAAGCACACCAACUACAGGCUGCUGACGAGGAUGAACGGUUCCUUCUCUCAAGUUGGGCAGCUGUUCAUCGAGACGCUGCGCCGGUUCGGUUGGCAGGUAGUGGCCCUGUUGUACCACGAGUUCAGGGACAGGGCCAAGGGUCACUCAGACUGCUUCUUCAACUUGGCGGCCGUGUUCACGGCGCUGGGUGGAGGGCGCCGCUACCACCAGAACUUCGACGAGGAGGACCCCAAGGAGGACUUCGAGACGCUGCUUCAGCAGGUGGCCAGGCACGCAAGAAGCCCGUGA
Messenger RNA from Ixodes scapularis (black-legged tick), 759 nucleotides. RefSeq names its product atrial natriuretic peptide receptor 3. The transcript has 2 exons. Lineage: Eukaryota; Metazoa; Arthropoda; Arachnida; Ixodida; Ixodidae. The record is from RefSeq and is a predicted model, not a curated record. Gene Ontology annotation, molecular function: peptide hormone binding; signaling receptor activity. The coding region runs from base 1 to 759 and encodes 252 amino acids.